Messenger RNA from Closterium sp. Naga37s-1, 468 nucleotides. The record is from the annotation of a GenBank genome assembly. Lineage: Eukaryota; Viridiplantae; Streptophyta; Zygnematophyceae; Desmidiales; Closteriaceae.
AUGCUCUCUAUUUUGGCCUAUUUUUUUAUUUCCCUGCCAGGUAGGUGGGCGAGUGCUCUGCGGUGUGGUGGCGAGUUGCGACCCAAUGCUUAUGCGCUACCCUUCCCCCCCUUCACUCUCUCCCAUGAUCCCAUCCCGUCUCCCCCUUCGCCCUGUCAGGUCAGGCGCCUCUGUAGCAACUUGGAGACCCUCAUGUUCCCCUACUGCCCUCCGCACCGCAAGGAGAUGAAGCUCUUUGUGGUCCCCCACACCGAGCAGCAGUACUUUGGAGUUCCCAAGAAUCUCAAGCUUCCUUUUCAGCUGACUGGGUGCACAAUUCUACUCACAGGCCAAGCGGUGCCGCUACUGGAGCUCUAUGACAAUGUGCAGGUGCGGGGGAUGGAUGGGUGGAUGGAUAGGAUAGUCACAUGUAGAUUCACAUGUGAGGAAUCUCAAGCUGCUGGCGGUGCCUCUGUUGGAGCUAUAUGA